AUAGUGUGUAAAAUUUUAAUGUGUAUCUCCACCAUAGACUGUAUAUGAUCUCCACUGCUUUUUGGCGCCACCUGCUGGUGAGAGAAAGUACAUGACGAUGGAUUGACGUCAUCAGAUGGGUUCGGCAUAACACGUGACCUGCCGGUAGUUUCCAGAUUCAGACCGAAACAACAACUUCUCUUUCUUAAAACGUGAAGUUUUGUCUCUUUUGAAGGUUUAAAGAGUAUUUUCUCUCAGGGGACGUUUUUUGGAGGACACCUAGCAUCUUUAAAACCCUCCAAGCAGAGCCGGACUCUUCUCUACAGGACUGUGGAUGUGAGCUGAUGAAGAGUCAUGAUGAUGCUGCUGCUUUCAUCACCGACACCGUUCUAUGAAAAACCAGACUCUUCUGGACCUGGACCUCCACUUGGACCUGACCAUGGACUUGGAACUUACCCAGACCCUGACCCUGACCCUGGAUCCAGUUGUGUGUCAUUCAGCAGUGACCAGUCAAAGGGUGAACCUCUUCAUUUCAAAGAUGGAUUAUUUCAUGAGUCGAGGAUCCAUCAGAGACAAGAUUCCCUUGAUUCUGGAUCUGAACCUGGAUCUGAAUUAACCUGUGUGUCCUUGAAGAGUACCCAGUCAAAGGGGGAACCUCUAAUGUUUAAAGAUGGACUCCUACCUCUUAAACAGAGAGUGGACCAGGAGAGCUCAGAGGUUCUCAGUGCUCAGUCUGCCCAGCAGGAUCAAACACACCUGGACUCCAUAUUUAUGCUACUGGAGGAGAACAUCAUCACCUUUGUGAAGAACGAGCUGAAGAAUAUCCAAAAGGUUCUGAGUUCAGAUUACCCAGAGAGCCCAGAGAGUCAGAAGGAGGAUGAGGAGCAGAGGAGCAGGGAGGCUUUUUUGAACAUCACACUGAUCUUUUUACGGAGAAUGAAGCAGGAGGAUCUGGCUGCCCGUCUGCAGAGCAAAUCUCCUUUCAUGUGCCAGUUUAACCUCAAAUCCAACCUGCAGAAGAAGUUCCAGUGUGUGUUUGAGGGGUUUGCUAAAGCAGGAAACCCGACCCCUCUGAAUCAGAUCUACACUGAGCUCUACAUCACAGAGGGAGGGACUGCAGGGGUCAAUGAUGAACAUGAGGUCAGACAGAUUGAAACAGCAUCCAGGAAACCAGACAGACCAGAAAUAACAAUCAGACAAGAAGACAUCUUUAAAGCCUCAACUGGAAGAGAUGAACCAAUCAGAACAGUGCUGACAAAGGGAGUGGCUGGCAUUGGGAAAACGGUCUUAACACAGAAGUUCACUCUGGACUGGGCUGAAGACAAAACCAACCAGGACAUCCACUUCACAUUUCCAUUAACUUUCAGAGAGCUGAAUAUGCUGAAAGAGAAAAAGUUCAGCUUGGUGCAACUUGUUCAUCACUUCUUUCCUGAAACCAAAGAAGCAGCAAUCUGCAGGUUUGAAGACUUCCAUGUCGUGUUCAUCUUUGACGGUCUGGAUGAGUGUCGGCUUCCUCUGGACUUCCACAACACUGAGAUCCUGACUGAUGUCACAGAGUCCACCUCAGUGGAUGUGCUGUUGACAAACCUUAUCAGGGGGAAACUGCUUCCCUCUGCUCGCCUCUGGAUAACCACACGACCUGCCGCGGCCAAUCAAAUCCCUGCUGAGUGUGUUGACACAGUGACAGAAGUCAGAGGGUUCACUGACCCACAGAAGGAGGACUACUUCAGGAAGAGAUUCACAGAUGAGGAGCAGUCCGGCAGAAUCAUCUCCCACAUCAAGACAUCACGAAGCCUCCACAUCAUGUGCCACAUCCCAGUCUUCUGCUGGAUCUCUGCUACAGUUCUGGAGGAUCUGUUGAAAACAAGUGAAGGAGAGCUGCCCAAGACCCUGACUGAGAUGUACAUCUACUUUCUGGUGGUUCAGUCCAAACUGAAGAACGUCAAGUAUGAUGGAGGAGCUGAGACGGAUCCACACUGGAGUCCAGAGAGCAGGAAGAUGAUUGAGUCUCUCGGAAAACUGGCUUUUGAUCAGCUGCAAAAAGGAAACCUGAUCUUCUAUGACUCAGACCUGACAGAGUGUGGCAUCGAUAUCAGAGCAGCCUCAAUGUACUCAGGAGUGUUCACACAGGUCUUCAGAGAGGAGAGAGGACUGUACCAGGACAGGGUGUUCUGCUUCGUCCAUCUGAGUGUUCAGGAGUUUCUGGCUGCUCUUCAUGUCCACCUGACCUUCAUCAAGUCUAGAGUCAAUCUGAUGGCAAAAGAACAAACGACGUCCAAGGAAUAUACAGAGACUCAUCUCUACCAGAGUGCUGUGGACAAGGCCUUGCAGAGUCCAAACGGACACCUGGACUUAUUCCUCCGCUUCCUCCUGGGUCUUUCUCUGCAGACCAAUCAGACUCUCCUACGAGGUCUGCUGACACAGACAGGAAGUAGCUCAGAGACCAACCAGAAAACAGUCCAGUACAUCAAGAAGAAGGUUGAAGAGGACCUGUCUCCAGAACGAAGCAUCAACCUGUUCCACUGUCUGAAUGAACUGAAUGAUCGCUCUCUAGUGAAGGAGAUUCAACAGUACCUGAGAUCGGGGAGCCUCGCUACGGACAAACUGUCUCCUGCUCAGUGGUCCGCACUGGUCUUCAUCUUACUGUCGUCAGAAACAGAUCUGGACGUGUUUGACCUGAAGAAAUACUCUGCUUCAGAGGAGGGCCUUCUGAGGCUGCUGCCAGUGGUCAAAGCCUCCAACAAAGCUCUGCUGAGCGGCUGUAACCUGUCAGAGAAGAGCUGUGAAGCUCUGUCUUGUGUCCUCAGCUCCAAAUCCAGCCUGAGAGAGCUGGACCUGAGUAACAAUGACCUGCAGGAUUCAGGAGUUAAGAUACUCUCCACUGGUUUGAAGAGUCCACAUUGUACUCUGGAAACUCUCAGGCUGUCAGGCUGUCUGAUCUUAGAGGAAGGCUGUGCUUCUCUGGCCUCAGCUCUGAGCUCCAACCCCUCCCACCUGAGAGAGCUGGACCUGAGCUACAACCACCCAGGAGACUCAGGAGAGAAGCUGCUGUUGGCUGGACGGGAUGAUCCACAAACCAGACUGAACACUCUCAGAUUGGAGCGCGGUGGAAUCGAGUGGUUGAAACCAGGUUUGAGGAAGUACUCGUGUGAACUCACUUUGGACCCGAACACAGCUCACAGAUUCCUCCAGCUGUCUGAGAACAACAGGAAGGUGACGGAUCUGAGAAAGGAGCAGCCGUACCCGGACCACCCGGAGCGGUUCAACUACUGGCCUCAGGUGCUGUGUGAGCCAGGUGUGAGCAGGCGCUGUUACUGGGAGGUGGAGUGGAGCGGGAAAGUGUACAUUGCGGUGAGCUACAAGGGAAUCCGACGGAGCGGAGACAGUGACGCCUCCAAGUUCGGAGGGAAUGAGCAGUCCUGGUGUCUGACCUGCACUGACGGAGGCUUCAACGCCUGGCACAACAACAGCGGGACACUCAUCCCCGCCGCCGUCUCUCACAGGGUCGCCGUGUAUGUGGACUAUCCUGGCGGCAGUUUGUCCUUCUACAGCGUGUCCUCUGACACACUGAUCCACCUCCACACCUUCUACACCACCUUCACUGAACCAGUUUACCCCGGGUUUGGCUACGGGGUGAAGCUGAACGCCUAUGCAUUUCUGUGCACGCUGUAGACUAGCAGGGUACAAAGUUCUUUAUUUUGACUUUCUUUUGUUGUCUUUUUGUCCUUUCUUGAGGUUUUAUGUCUCUUUGGAGUCCUUUUGUGUCUCUUUUUGGUCAUUUAAUGUCCCUUUGUUGUCAUUUUGUGUUUCUUUGACUUCAACUCUUGACUAUGUCUCAUUACAGUGAGACAUAAAACCUCCAAAAAGCACAAUAUGACAUUUUGUGUGUUUUUUUUUGUUGACAUUUUGUAUGUCUUUUAGGAUUUUUUUGUCUCUUUGUUGUGAUUUUGUGUCUUUCUCUUGCAUUUUGCCUGUCUUUUAGUUAAUUUUAUCUCUCUUUGCGGUUAUUUUGUGUUUCUUUUGUUGUUGUUUUUUUUACAUUUUGCAUGUCUUUUUGGUUAUUUUAUAUCUCAUUGUAGUCGUUCUGGAGUCAAAGAGACACAAAACGAUAACGAUGAGACAUGAAACCUCCAAACAGCACAAAAUUACUCCAUAUUGUGUUUUUUGUUAAUGUCAGAAACCAGCUGGAGAAGUUUCACAGUGAAAUCUGUAGAUUCUUCACUUAAACAGAACAAGCUGCUUAUUGCAUUCACAUGUUUACAUAUUUAUAUUCUUCUGGUAUCUCUGUAUGUUUGCUAACUCAGAUAAUCUCACUCAGGAGAUUAAAUUGUUACUGCAGCUGAAGAGUUCAAAAGAAAAAAAAGAAAGAAAAAAAAUACAAAUAAAAUAAAGUAACAAUAGAUAAGAUAAAUAUAUCAAUAUAGUCACACUUGAUACAAUGUAUUUAUGUUUUAUAUUCACUGUGUUAUAAAAGUAUCAAAUGAUGAUCAUGAAAUAAAUCCUGAAAUUAAAGAACAAAGCAAUCAAAAUGUUUUAAAGUACAUAUAAAUAUUUAGUAAUUUGUCAUAUAAAUAAUCAAAUAAAAAACUAAAGUUAGAUUAAAUUACAUUAAAUUUAAAUUUAAUAUAUUUGUAUUUAAAUAUAUAUUUGUUUUGAAAUUAAUAUUCAUUUAUUUAAAAGUAUUUACUUUGUGACGUGUGUUUGUUUACUUAAAUGUGUAAAAAAGAAAUAAAUAUAUUUGUUGUAAAAUGUAAUUUAUUUGAAAAUGAAUGUAAAUGUAUAAAAUAAUAAUUUUUGAGCUCUUUGAGCUGCAUGUAAGUUGAAUUUCUUCUGUUACGCAUGGCUACCUUUAUAUUUACUAUGAAAAAUUAAAACUUGUUUCAUAAUAUUCAAA
Centropristis striata (black sea bass) is the source of this 4873-nucleotide messenger RNA. Its product is annotated as NACHT, LRR and PYD domains-containing protein 4-like. NCBI's taxonomy places the organism in Eukaryota, Metazoa, Chordata, Actinopteri, Perciformes, Serranidae. Gene Ontology annotation, molecular function: protein binding. Bases 334 to 3651 code for a protein of 1105 amino acids. The record is from RefSeq and is a predicted model, not a curated record. The transcript has 11 exons.